Messenger RNA from Zasmidium cellare ATCC 36951, 438 nucleotides. RefSeq lists its product as uncharacterized. The transcript is spliced from 2 exons. NCBI's taxonomy places the organism in Eukaryota, Fungi, Ascomycota, Dothideomycetes, Mycosphaerellales, Mycosphaerellaceae. The record is from RefSeq and is a predicted model, not a curated record. Bases 1 to 438 code for a protein of 145 amino acids.
AUGAAGUCCUACACCAUCACCAUACUCCUCGUCGCCCUCCUCCUCGCCACCAUCGCCCCGCUCGCCUCCACCUGGUCCCUGGCCAUCUACGACAACGAUGACUGCAAGCCAUCCUCCUACUACGCCUACGGCGACGACGGCGUCUCCGGCGUCUCAGAAUGCACCCGCGUCGGCACCAUUGGCGCGAACGCCAUGUGUUCCUUCACGCGCGACGGCGGCCAGACGUCCGAGCCGUGCGACUUCCAGCUCGACAUCAGCGGCAACAGUCCCUUCGGCUGGGCCUUCCCGGAUGACACGACGUGCUAUUUUGGCUACGACUCCAACUGCACCUUCGAGACCACGUACUUAUUCACGACCCAGGACUGCGCCGAUUUCCCGUUCCCGAAGCCGGAGAGUGGGUAUGAAUUGUACUUCAUGUGCGGCAUGGAUUUCGAGUAG